Messenger RNA from Pantherophis guttatus, 3823 nucleotides. It is a transcript of the gene NRIP3, whose product is annotated as nuclear receptor interacting protein 3. The record is from RefSeq and is a predicted model, not a curated record. Gene Ontology annotation, biological process: proteolysis. Gene Ontology annotation, molecular function: aspartic-type endopeptidase activity. Lineage: Eukaryota; Metazoa; Chordata; Lepidosauria; Squamata; Colubridae.
CCGCGUCUUCAGCCGGCGGCGCGCGGGGGCGGCCGACCGGCAUACUGCACGAGGCCCGCCCAGCCCCUCCUGCUGCAGCCGCCGCACCGGCGGGGGCACCUGCUGCUGGCGCUCGUCACGCGGGCGGCGAGGUCCUGCUAUAAAGUGCUCCCGCUCAAAGCCCGCCCAGGCGUCCCCCUCGGGAGAAGGAACGGCGGCGGUGGUUUGCAGCCGCUGUAACUGGUCGAAGGGAAGCUGAGGCCCGGCCGGCGCGAAGAGAGACGACGGCAAAAGAUGUUUUACUCCGGGCUGCUGACCGAUAGGAAGGACAUGGACGUGAGGGAAGCCGCAGCCCUCCGACAGCAGAGGAGGAUGAAGCAGGCCGUUCAGUUCAACCACAAGGACUCCGCCGAUCUGCUGCCCUUGGACGGGCUGAAAAAACUGGGAACUUCAAAAGAUACUCAACCACACAACAUUUUGCAGAGACGCCUCAUGGAAACAAAUAUGUCAAGAUUGCGGCACAGCCGAGGGACGUGCUCUCAGAAAAAUGAUCUCUCAGCUCAGACAAAUAAACUGAAUCAAAUGAAACUGGAUAGUCCCCCCAAGACAGAGGAAGAGGACCUCAUUCUCAUCUGCUGCCAGUGUAAUGGGAAGGAAUUGCAAGUUGUAGUUGAUACUGGAUGCCAACGCAAUAUAAUUUCUUCUGCGUGUCUGGAGAGAUUAGGGCUGAAAGAGCAUAUGAAAACCUGCAAAGCAGAAGGUGAGAAGAUUUCAUUGCCACAUAAUAUGAAAGCGAUUGGCCAUCUGGAACAUCUGCCUCUUAUAAUGGGGACUGUCCAUGUAGAUUGUUCUGCAGUUGUUGUGGCUGAAGGUAAUGAGAAAAGCUUCUCCCUGGGAUUACAAACACUGAAAUAUUUGAAGUGUGUGAUAAACUUGGAGAAACAAAAUCUGAUCCUGGGGAAGACAGACAAGGAAGAAAUUCCUUUUGUCAAUAAUGCUUCUAUUCAUGAAGAGAAUUAUUUCCUAGGGCACAUCCUCAUGGCAGCCACCUGCGCUCCUGGUUCAGUGCUGUAGCACACAACUGGAAGCCUGGGAAGUGUCCCUGGAAAAGCACUGCUGAUGCAUGAAGAGAAUAUAAUGCUGACUUUGGAGAAGAGAAAUACUGUCUGGUUGAAUAAGAAGAUGUCAGUACCAAUAAUUUCAACCUGCUAGACUACAGCUAGACUGUAGCUAAAUGAAACAACAUCUAUUUUUCAGGAGUUUAGGACAACUUCAGACUUUCAUUUAUCAUAUUGAAAAUCUGGGUUAUGAUCUGUAAAUGGACAGUUAAGUCCAGUCUUUAAAAUGGUGUUCUCGGUAUAGCCAUACAAGUAUGAAAAUAUUUAUUUUUCCAGACUCUACUGAAAUCUAAUUUUUGUUACAAAUGGAUUUGUGAAAUAAACUGCCUCCUGCAAAAUUGGGGUUGGGGAGAAGACAAUUUUGUAACAUUCUUUUUGGAACCAAUUGUGUUUAGCUGCUAUGAUUAGUUUCUAUUAAUCAGCUUUACAGAGCAUACUUCUCAGUGGUUAACAAUGAAUUGUUUGACAUCAUUCUUUCAUCUGAGUAAGUCAAACAAGUUGUGGAGGAUUCUUUUUAUUCAAAGGAAUAUAGUUUGCAUAAUAGUUGAUGGUAAUAAUACAACUUGAUGUAAGGUUUUUAUUGAGUAGCAUUUUACUUAUGGAAAUUGUUCUUUGGGUGGAAAAGGAAAGAGGCACCAUUUUCAUGAAUUUGCUCGCUCUCUUCUAAGUUCCAAAGAAUUGGUUGGCUUUCAAGACUAGUAUAUGAUUGCAAGAAGAGAGAGUGGGCCUUUAGGGAAGACAGGAAAUCACUUCCCUAAUUUCUUUCAGUAGCAGAUUCACAGAUUUCUUCCCACAAAUGAAAAGAUCCCUUCUAUUCUCAGAAGGAUUACUUUGAAUCAAGUCCUGUGUAUUUUUCAAAUGUACCUUGUGUAUUUCUCAGAAUUUUCAGAACUUUCCUUCCAAAUGAAAUGUUGAUGUUAACAGAAAGAAGUUGGAAGCCAAAUUUUAUUUUUUAAAUCACAAUACAGCCUUGAAGAGAAUUUCAGUAUCUGCUAGUUUCAAUGCUAAUAUUUACUAUAUGAAUAUAAUCAUACAUUAAUUUUGCUGCAUAGCAAUAUAUCGCUAAAUUUGAGAAUUCAAUUGGUCCCUUUUUUGCUUGCCUACUAGCAUUCCAGACUUAAAUAUGGAUGCAUCAUUUUAAUGGCAAGGUACCUGAUCAUCUAUCCAUCAUGAUUGUCUAUUGCUAGUAAUGUAUUUUUUUCUGACUACUCAUACUUGCCAAAGAAUCUAAAAGUGUGUUUUAAGACUGAUCCAGUCUUCUUGUUCAGAAUCUGUUUGAGCAUAGAUUAUAGCAAGAUAAAUAUGUGUAUAUGUAUUAAAUGUCACAGGAAAGAGUCUUUCUAGGACAACAUAUUCAUUGUUUCUGUUUUUAGUCAUACUUUCUUUGGGCUUCUCACUAAUGGAUGACUACUAGAUUCUCAAUAAUAUCAACAAUUACCAAACAGUGUUAACUAUUUAAUAAUAUUUCUUGUUCUCUUUGUAAUUUUCUCUUUGUAAUUUAAAAUUUCCAUGAAGGCUGUAAUACACACACAUACAAACACACACACACACACACACACACUUCCAAAGUGACAUUUUGUGUUUUGUUUUUGAAAUAUCUAAUUAACUGUGAAUUUGAAUAAGCAUAUUGAGACUUUGCACACAGGAUAUUCACUUUCCAUUCAUCUUAUGAUUCCACUACAAUAAGGUGGGUCUGCAAAUUGGAGUUUGCUGCAGCAGUCAUAAAACUGUGGCAGCAUGCACAUAGAAAUGCAUAAAGCUACUUAAUUACCUUCACACUAUUAUGGCAAGAUGAUCCUAAGAAUUAUUCCUUGCUUGCACACCAACUCAUGCAAACAAAGGUGUCAAGCAAUAUAUAUUGGGCAGCUGUUUUAAAGUACAUUUGCUAUUUAAGAAUAUGGGGAGCUGUUCUGUAGAUAAUCUUUCAUCACUGUUACUCUUCAAUCAAUAUAUUUCUCCUGAGCUUCUGUCCUUAGUACAGCUAAAGCCAUUAUAGCAAGCUUGAGUUGCUAUGAUUACUAGCCUUGAAUUCCAUGGGCCAUAUAGUUAGCAUCACAGAUAUGCUUCUAAUUACAAUAUAUUAAGUGCUUUGCUGGAAAGGGGCUUCAGUAGAGUUGUGUGUGCGUCUCUACGUGUGUCUGUGCCAAUAUCACUAUAAUGGGAUGCAAAAAGUUUAAAAUACAUUGCAUCCUUAUCUUAUUAAAUAAGAAUUUGUGUUGAAUAUGUAUUUACAUUGUUAAGAACUAUCAUUAAAUCAAUUAAAGCACUGGAAGCUAUUUCUAAUGAAUGCAUAGCCAACAUUUUUGGAGUUACGUCAAUUUUUAUAAUUUGAUUUGUUCAGUCUACAUUUGAAGAGAAUAUGCUACAGUAUAUCUAAAAUACAUCUAUUUCUGGACCACUAAGUCCGUGUUUUAAUAAGUUAUAGUUUAGCUUUCUGCAGUUGGAUUGGCAACAUCUGUUCAGCAUUGUCUAUGACAUUAUUGACAAAGUACAAGUGCGUGGAAAUAUUUUUUUCUUUGUGUCUGUCAUUACUCUGGUUAGUAUUUAUAAUAUUUGUAUAUAUUUUAAAAAAAGAAAAAUUCUGUGUUUGCAAGAUGAACUGCACUAUGUAUAUCUCUGGUUUAAAAGAAAUAUAUAUUUGUUUAAGUAACUAUGCUAUUGGUUUCAUGAAUUUAUUACUUGAGUGUUUAUUACUGUGCUGACAAAAAUAAAAUAUAAUAAACUUC